Molecule: messenger RNA, 1924 nt
Organism: Salvia splendens (bonfire salvia)
Lineage: Eukaryota; Viridiplantae; Streptophyta; Magnoliopsida; Lamiales; Lamiaceae
Exons: 6
Coding region: 139-1683 (514 amino acids)
Source: RefSeq, a predicted model, not a curated record
ACAGAAGCCUCCAUUAUUGUGAUUAUCAUCAUCACCAUUUUUGUUGAGCCCUCUUUCCUCGCCAUUUCUUACAAUCCCCCCUUCUUACCUUUUCUCUUUGGCUGGAGAGGAAGAGAAACGGAGAAGAAUCAUCAUCAGAUGGGAUCGAGCAUCAGCCGAACGAGCUCGACCUCCCAUUCUCGGCCCGGCCCCCUCCAAGCCCUUCGCCCCACCAUGAGGCGCUCUAUCUCCUCCGUCCUUAUCUGCGGCGCCUCUUCCUCCUCCUCCUCCACCCAGAUGGAAGAUUAUCCAGCUGAAUUACUGGUAAAUUCUGCUGAACAUGGUCGUAGAAAAAAGUUGAAAUUCCCAAUAAGAAAUUCUGAUUUGUCAGAGGGAAGUGGAGAUGAUGACCUGAUCAGUAUCAAAAGUGGAAGAGUGGUCUCACCUGGAAGAUUUUUGAGUGCAAGCCAUGAUGAUCCUACUGAUAGAUCGAAAUGGGUGUCUAAAAGUAAGGAUUUGGUUCCUUCUUGUCAAUCCAUUGACAGCAAAACAUGUGAUGGAACUGCUAGUUGUUCCUAUGGAGGUCAACCAUCUCCCAUUUUUGUAUCUGGAAAUGAAAUGUCUAGUAUUGAUAAUAUGAAUGGCAUAAAUUGCAACAUGAAAGGUGACACAUCUCGAAUUGGUCAAGGAUUCAAUAACUCAAGCGGUGUAUAUUGUGAUGCUCUUCAAGAAUCUUUUUUGGAUGAAGUUUCAGUUGAAAAUAAUGUCUCUUCGGAAAUCAAUUACUCUAGUUCGGACUUUGGAUCUUCUUUGGUUUCUGAUUCAUCUUUGGAUUUCCAUUUAUUGAGAGACAAUAUUCAUCAGGAGGCAACACCUCAAGAUUUGGAAAAGGAACAGAUUAGACAAGAUGAGAAUCUACUUCAUGUCGACAUAGUGAGUACAUCAGAUACCUCGCCUGUUAAUUCUGCUGAAAUAAGCAGCCGUGAGACCAGAAGGAGUAGAAGAUUAUUUUGGGAUGCAUUUUCAAGACGCAGUUCUAGGAGGCAUGCAUAUUCCAGAACAUUUUUGUUUUCAUCUUCUGGUUCUGAUCAUAUGAGAUCUCCAGACAGACAGCUCCUCGAUUUUAGUGGUGGCUUUAUUGAUGAUGAGUUUGUAGGAGAUUUAGCUUCUCGUGGAAGUAGAUCUCCAGGCGCUAAUGAUCAUUAUUUGAACCCCAGACUAGAGCUCUGGGAUAGACAUGGUGGUACUCUUGAUUCAACAUAUUAUCAACCCCCAGCUUGUCCUCGGGGAGUACAUGCUAAUGGGUCAUGCUUGUGCCAAACUAGUUCAUUAGCUGAAGAAUCUGGUCCACGUACUGGCAUUUCUCGGAUAGUUAUGCUGGCAGAAGCAUUGUUCGAGGUACUUGAUCAAAUUCAUCAACAGCCACUGUCACUUUCCUUGCCAGUGGCCUCACUUCCUGCUCCAGAAUCAGUUGUUGAUUCUUUUCUGGUGAAGACACAUGGGAAGUCAGAAAAAUUGGAAUCCGCAGAUGAUAUAUCACAGUGUUAUAUAUGCUUGGCUGAGUAUGAGGAAGGAGACAAAAUACGAGUUCUUCCAUGCCAUCAUGAGUAUCAUGUGUCCUGUGUGGACAAAUGGCUUAAAGAAAUACACGGUGUGUGCCCACUCUGCAGGGGAGAUGUUAGCCUGGGUUCCACAGAGGGCUAAGAUUCAUUUGAGGUGGUUAGUUUUGUACAUAUUUGUUUGAUAAGAUGGGUCUUGACUCUAGAAGACCGUCUACUUUGAUGAAACACUUUUCCAUUUAUACUCUGGGAUCAUUGCUGAUUCCAAUAGCAAAAUCUUGGUUGAUAGUGAAGUUAGUUAAUGAGUAGUGUAAAUCAGAGCAAGGAAAGACUGACAGCAUUGCCAAAACUUGUAUCAUGGUAAUUGAAGCAUAGUAUUUGCUCAA